AGGCAGUACAGGCACGUAGGGUGUUAGUGGGCGGAGCUCCGGGUGGGACAUAAGCUGCACCCCGGUCACUGUGUACGAUCUCCGGCACCGGGAGAGGUUGUAAUCUCAUCCAGCGAUGGCCUUCUUUGGUGUAGUCCCCUGCGGUAGCCAUGUCCACCAAUGUGCUCAUUUAUUGAGGGCUGGAGUGAGCGUUGGUACAAAUCGCGGUUUACAUGUGACAAGUAGAUUUGCUGCCAAGGAGUAUUACGAUGUGGUGGUUGUUGGAGGCGGUGCUGGAGGAAUAACCAUGGGUGCCCGGAUGAAGAGGAAAGUUGGAGCUGGGAAAGUUGCCAUCAUAGAGCCAAGUGAGACACAUUACUAUCAACCCAUGUGGACUUUGGUUGGUGGAGGUGCCAAGAAACUAGCAAGUUCGGCUCGGACUACAGCAAGUGUGAUCCCUUCAGGAGUCAAAUGGAUCAAAUCAGAAGUAAAAAGCUUUGAUCCGGACAAUAACUCCAUCCGGAUAGGCGAUGACAAAGAGAUUAGUUACAAAUAUUUAAUUAUCGCGCUGGGCAUCAAACUGCAAUUUGAAAAGGUUAAAGGACUGCCUGAAGCAUUUAAUUACCCCAAAAUUGGCUCCAACUACUCUGUAAAAACCGUGGACAAGACCUGGAGAGCUCUGCAGGACUUUAAAAAGGGAAAUGCAAUUUUCACCUUCCCCAACACUCCAGUGAAAUGCGCGGGCGCUCCACAGAAAAUCAUGUAUUUAUCGGAAGAGUAUCUUAGGAAAAAUGGAAAACGAUCUGAUGCAAACUUCAUCUUCAACACAUCUUUGGGAGUCAUUUUUGGGGUAAAGAAGUAUGCAGAUGCCCUCCUGGAAAUAAUCAAAAAGCGGGACAUCACUGUGAACUUUAGACAUAACCUUAUUGAGGUCCGACCUGAAAAACAAGAAGCCGUGUUUGAGAACCUUGAUAAACCAGGAGAAACCAAAGUAUUGCAGUAUGAAAUGCUUCACGUGACCCCUCCGAUGGGACCACAAGAUGUACUAGUCAACAGCCCCGUGGCAGAUGCAGGUGGCUGGGUGGAUGUAGACAAAGAGACCCUCCAGCAUAAGAAGUACCCCAAUGUUUUUGGCAUAGGAGACUGCACUAAUCUCCCAACUUCAAAAACAGCAGCUGCUGUAGCUGCCCAGUCAGCAGUACUGGACAAGACUAUUUCCUUGGUUAUGAAAAGUCAAAAGUCCUCUGCCAAAUAUGAUGGGUACACUUCAUGUCCCCUGGUGACAGGCUACAGCAAAGUGAUCCUGGCUGAGUUUGAUUACAAUCAGCAACCACUAGAGACCUUCCCCAUUGACCAGAGCAAAGAGAGAUGGUCCAUGUACCAUAUGAAAGCAGACAUGAUGCCGUUCCUGUACUGGAAUUUGCUUCUUACGGGAUACUGGGGAGGUCCAGGCCCCUACAGGAAGAUCAUGCACCUUGGAAUGAAAUAGGAUGAACAAUACAACCACUAUCACAUUAUAAGCCCAACAAUCUGAUAAAAUGCGUGCUGUGUAAGAAGGGACUACUAAAACCUUACAGGAGUUUUGGUGAAUAUUAAUUCAUGUGCCGUCUCUGUAAUCUCACCAUGCUCUUCAGAUUUCUAUAACAUCCAGAAACAUUUUUUUUUUAUACAGAGGACUAAAAAAACUAAAUAAACUGCCCUUCUGUUUUUUUUUUUUAUCACUAUUCUGCUGAUAAAUCAUGUAUUUUUUUACAGAAAUGUUUCUACAUUAAUAAAGUCCUUAAAUACAG
Rana temporaria (common frog) is the source of this 1769-nucleotide messenger RNA. It is a transcript of the gene SQOR, whose product is annotated as sulfide quinone oxidoreductase. Gene Ontology annotation, molecular function: sulfide:quinone oxidoreductase activity; FAD binding. Gene Ontology annotation, cellular component: mitochondrion. Lineage: Eukaryota; Metazoa; Chordata; Amphibia; Anura; Ranidae. The record is from RefSeq and is a predicted model, not a curated record. Bases 116 to 1468 code for a protein of 450 amino acids. The transcript is spliced from 10 exons.